UCUCUUCCACCAACCAUGAUCACCGCGUUGAUCCUCUCGCUUCUAGCAAUCGCCCAAGGCCUGCAGGCUGCACCCGCCGGUUCCGCCGGCUGUGACCCCGCCUCCAACUCGAUCUCCGGCUUUCGCAAGUGCUACUCUCGCGGACCGGUCCUAGCCACGGCCAUGCUGCCGACGCCGCGAUCGUACGGCGCGGCCGGUUCGAUCGUCGUCAGCUGCGAAGAGAUGACCGGGUACAUCCUGGCGCUGAACCGGUUCUACGAGCGGCGGUGCGUCCGCAUGAGGCAGGAGUGUCCCCAGGAGCUGCAGUACGCGAUCACGUGGUUCGCCACGGUCGGGACGGAUUUGGCUAUUCAGUGUGACUCGAAGCGGAGCAAUGCUGCGUUAUCGGCGGCGCACGAGAAGGACUACGAUAGUCGGUUUCCGGAUAUCUUGGCAGAGGUAGAUUACGAUCCGGAUCCAUACUAUCCAACGUAUAAGCCUGAAAUAGCCUCUCCAGGUCCAACUAAAAGUAAGUCAUUGUAGAGAAGCCAGGAUUUCAGAUAGGAUUGACCACAAAUAACAAGGAUUCGCAAAACAUUGUAUUCAAUAAAGAAGAUACUAACAAAUGUUACCUGAU
Messenger RNA from Culex pipiens pallens (northern house mosquito), 616 nucleotides. RefSeq lists its product as uncharacterized. Lineage: Eukaryota; Metazoa; Arthropoda; Insecta; Diptera; Culicidae. The record is from RefSeq and is a predicted model, not a curated record. The coding region runs from base 16 to 522 and encodes 168 amino acids. The transcript is spliced from 4 exons.